ACAUCAAUAUUUGUUGAAUUGUUGAAUUGAUCUGUUAGGUUCUUUUUUGAUCUCUCUAUAUACAUAUACAUACAGCACACCCUCUCUCUCUCUCUUUCUCUCUCUUUUCUGGAAGUUCAUUUCGAUGGCGUUUGAAACCCUAGAAGACAAGAAACAAGAAGAAAUAGCUAACGUCGAAGACAAAGGUGAAGUGAAAGAAGAAGGGAAAACAGAGGAGGGUGAAGAAGAGAAGGAAGUGGAAAAGAAAGAAGAGAAUACGGAAAUGGCGGAGAAGGAAGAAGAAGAGGAGGAGAAGGAAGAACCUGAGGUGAAAGGUGAAGAGAGUAAGGAGGAAGCAGAGGAGGUAAGCAAGAAGGCGAAGAGAGGCCGAAAGGGUAGUUCGAAGAAAGCUGCAAAAGAUGAGAAGGCGGCGAAGAGUGAGCCCGGCUCGAAAGAGCCUGUUACGCCAAUUGAGAGGUUAAUCAGGGAGAGGAAGACUGUCGAGCGGGUCAAGGCACACAGCUUAAUGAUAUACCAAAUGGUAUGUAUUUAUCAUUUAUCUAGUUCUGAGUUUGUCAAUUCAGAUGUAGAAAAGACUUUGAAGAACCAGUUGGAAGGGUCAAAUGAUGCGGCAGGGCGUGCAGCAUCCUUGCCCGUUUUGCUCUGUCAUGGCUUAGGUAUUUUUACAUAUAUGUAUGCUGUAUUUAAUAUUUAUAUUCCAAAUUUUGUUUCACGUUGGUUGGAUGGGCAUCAUGUUGUGUUUGGGAAAGUGCUUUCUGGGAUGGAUGUUGUCUCCAAGAUUGAAGCUGAGGGCAGACAGAGUGGGGAUCCCAGAAGCGAAGUUGUUGUUUCUGAUAGUGGUGAAUUACAUUCCUGA
Camellia sinensis is the source of this 856-nucleotide messenger RNA. Lineage: Eukaryota; Viridiplantae; Streptophyta; Magnoliopsida; Ericales; Theaceae. The record is from RefSeq and is a predicted model, not a curated record.